Xenopus laevis (African clawed frog) is the source of this 1543-nucleotide messenger RNA. Its product is annotated as probable inactive tRNA-specific adenosine deaminase-like protein 3. NCBI's taxonomy places the organism in Eukaryota, Metazoa, Chordata, Amphibia, Anura, Pipidae. The coding region runs from base 1 to 1422 and encodes 473 amino acids. The record is from RefSeq and is a predicted model, not a curated record. The transcript has 3 exons.
AUGCUCAGAAGCAGCGGAGUGAACGUCACGCGCAUGCGCAGAUGGACCGGCGCGCUGUUACUUUACAUUGAGAUCAACAAGCAGGUUGUGCAGUGCGAGUGUUUCACCUGUCAGAGCAGCAGCAGUGCGAUCCCAGCUUUCUCACUCUCCUCCUCUGAUCCUCAUACAAAGGCCAGAUUACACACCAAAGAGCUGCAGCAUUUGCUGCCUCCAUCCUUGAUAAACGGCACAUCUCUCGCCUCUCUCAUAUCUAAUGAAUAUCCUCUCCCUGAAACUCUACGCUUCCUUAAGAGGGUGAGAUCUUGUGCCUCUCGCCAUGAAUUCCUCCUUCGUCUCGCUACAAAGGAGGAAGAGGAAGAUGUCCUGAAAUCCGGAGUCCGUCAGUCAGAUUAUGAAUUAGCAGAUGGUGGUGUUAUUGCUAAACCACAAAAUAAUCGGUAUAGUCUUGACUUGUGGGCAAUCGCUUCGUUAACAGAUAUUUUGCAAGAUAAAGUUGAUUUGCAGGGUUUGGGUGACCCGUUUUUAGUGUACGUCCCCUCUAGGGCACCAAGGAACCCGAAGGAGCAGCAGCUGUGGUCGGGAUACUGGCCGAGUACUUACCAUGCAAAGGGCAGUGCAGAAGAAAGCCAAAGGGGCAGACAUUUAUGUGAGGAAGAGAGAACAAGAAUUGGGCGUUACAUGAGGAUUGCGGUGGAGGAACGACGGGCAAGUCAGGCGAGGGGAAGAAAGGGAGUCGGAGCUGUGGUGGUAGAUCCGAGGAGUGGACAGAUUUUGGCAGUAGCCUCUGACAGGACGGAUGAGGAGGGAGGCCCACUUCUUCAUGCCUGCAUGGUAGCAAUAGAUAUGGUGGCACAAAAGCAAGGUGGAGGUGCGUAUGCUUGUCUGAAGGAAAAAGAUGGGGACAGGGUAAAGAAUUCAGACAUGAGAAAAGUGCAGUUCAUUAAUACGGAGGAGAGUGGAAAGAUGUUGGAGGAGGGGGAUAUAGAAGGUAGGAAGGACACUGAGCAAAGUGACACUCUGAGAGACGUAUCAGUGUCAGAUCAAGAAGAGAAGACAAAACGCAAGUGGUCAGAAGAGACUACAGAGGAGGUGCCAUAUUUGUGCACAGGGUAUGAGAUCUAUGUAACGAGAGAACCCUGCAUCAUGUGUGCAAUGGCCCUUCUGCACUCCCGAAUCUUCUGCGUUUACUAUGGGUCUAGCACCCCUGGUGGGGCCCUGGGAACCAGUUACCGGCUACACUGCUGCCCAGGGUUGAACCACCAUUUCCAGGUGUAUAGGGGGGUCAUGGAAAAUGAGUGUCAGAAGCUAAUAAGUCCUGGAACUCGAUCUUCAGUCAUUUGUUGUUUUUUUUUAAUUGUAAAUUCUAUAACGUACACAUUUGUUUUUAUUAAACAAUAUUUUAAUAUCUUUUGUAUCUGGUAAAAAAAAUAAUAACAAUGUAUUGUGGUCUCCAUGUAAAGUCCUUUAAUAAUUGGGUUUCCAGCUUCCUAGAAAAUGUCUUUUACUACCACCACUUUAGCAAACCUGUAGCAUCAGCUUAUAU